AUGGAAAAAGAUUUAAUAGACCCACAAUUACAGCAAAAUUAUAAUACAGAAACGAGAUAUAUUUUCACAACCAGUAUGCUUAGGAAUAUAGAUGAAAGAAUACCUAAUUUGGACAGUGUUGUUACCAUAGACAACCCUAACCCAGAGGAUGAAGUAAGACUACAAGAAGUUAAAAGAAAAACAGCACCGCCCCUAAAUUAUGAACGUGAAAGAAGAAUUGAAGAGUUGGGCUGGUACUUUUUAUUCCCUGACGGAAAAAAUGGAUUUGGUGAAGAAAGAGACGUUUCGAUUACCCCAUUAGACUACUUCCAAGCUCGUGUAAUGAGUAAUGAUAAAAUGUUCCAGAGAAAUGAUUAUUUAUUUUUUGCAUUGUCUGUAGUCGAGUAUUUUCGAGCUAAAGCUAGUGUGUCAGUUUCAUGCAGAAUGCGUCAAGGGCAAGGAGAAUUUACACCCCACGGACUGAUUGACAAUAUACAUCUGACUAUGAGAAAUGUGCGAGGGUCUGCUUCGUACUGGAGACGAUGCUGUUCGGAGUUGAUUGCUAUGGUAAGAAGUCUAGGGCCUCCUACCUGGUUUAUGACCUUUUCGUGUAAUGAUCUUAACUGGCCGGAUAUGAUAAAAGCUUUGCUCAUUGCGGAUGAACGCAAUGUAAAUGAUAUAGAUAACGUAACAUUUCCUGAACGACUAAAAUUGGUGCAAAAAUAUCCAGUGGUUGUUACCAGACAAUUCUCAACAAGAGUUAAUGCUCUUAUGCGUUAUUUAAAACAAAAUAAUGUCUGUUUGGGUGGAAGUAUCCUAGACUAUUGGUAUAGGAUAGAAUUCCAGAAUAGAGGAAGUCCACACUUGCACAUGUUAGUGUGGUGUGAAAACAUUCCUGAUUUUUCGACAAAUGAAGGAUUAAGUGUAAUUGAAAGAGUUAUUUCGUGUUCUUUGUACCCCCAUAACAAAGAGUUAUUAAAUCUAGUUCAAAAUGUCCAAAUGCAUAGACAUACCAACACCUGCUACAAAGAUCGUACCAACCAUUGUUGUCGUUUUGGGUUUCCCAGGGCUCCAAGUAACGCUACCUUAUAUUUGGGUCCUGAUGAAGCACUUACCAACAACGGUCGGUUUUGCAUCUUGCGAAGAACUUCUCAAGAAACUAUGGUAAAUAACUAUAGUCCUGAAAUUCUUAGUCUUUGCGGAGGAAACAUGGACAUUCAGCCAUGCGGAAAUAUCUCUGCCGUCGCGUAUUAUGUUGCAAAAUAUGCAAGUAAGUGUGAACCUCACGACACUGGAGACGUUGUACGCCAAGCAAUUACAAAAGCUAAAAGACGGGGUGACACAGUGUGGAGCCAACUGUUUGCGGUCUCUAUGGCAAUACUCUCGCAACGAUUGGUAAGUGCUCCCGAAUGUGCAUAUCACCUUUGCCACCUGCCGCUUAAAAUGAGUUCUGGUAAAACAAUAUUUGUGAAUAGCUGCAUGCCAAAUCAACGCUUUCGUUUAUUUCGAUUUGAAGGUGAUGAAACUUCAAUAUACAACAACAUAUUUAACCGUUACGUGUUGAGGCCGGAUGAGCUAGAAAACAUUAGUCUAGCAGAAUUUGCUGUGCGUUAUGAGACGAUUUCAAAUAUUAUGUGGAGUGAGGAAGAUGGUGAUAUUGAACUGAGAGAACCUGUUGAUGGGCCUAUAACAAUAAGAUAUAUACGAUUGAGGGAUGCUUCAAGCAUGCGAGUAAGAAAUAAGCCAGCUGUGUUACGUACACGUUACUACACACUUAAUAGUGACAAAAAUGGGUAUUAUUACAGCUUAAUUGUUUGCCAUAUUCCAUUUCGCGAUGAAAACCAACUAAUCUUGGAAGACGAGACUCCAGAAUCUUGUUUUCUUAGACGAAAAGACGAAUUAAGGCCUCUGUUGACUAACGUUAGUACCGAAGAUUUCGCUCAUGCAGAACAAGUCAUUCAACAAGCACUUGCCCAGGCAACUGCUUUAAAUGUUGCACGUGAAACGCGUUGCGAAAAUGUUCCUCGAGAAACGGGUUUCAAAAAUAUCACGGACGAUCAAAUUAUAAACGCCAAUGAACAUAUUAUCCAAAUUCAGGACGACUACUGUGAAGAUGUAGAAGAAAGAGGUGCAAUGCCUGAUGAUAUUUUUUUAAAUAAUAUUAGAGGUCUAAACAUACAGCAGAAGGAUUUAUUUCAAAGAAUUUCUACGGCCAUUGAAAAAGAUUUACAUGGUGAUGAUGAAAAGUUGUUCCUUUUUAUAACUGGAGGAGCUGGCAGUGGCAAAUCAUUUGUUUUAAAAUUACUCGUGGAGCACAUUAAGAGGUGUUAUGCGCCUACAGUUGAUUUGCUUCUAAAGCCUAAAUUUGUUGAGGUAGGUUCAUUGACUGGUGUCGCCGCCCGCCAGGUACUUGGGAAAACAUUGCAUUCUAUUUUUUCUCUUCCUAUCGAAAAAGGUAAUUCAACUGCAUAUAGACGCUUAACUGGUGAAAAGCUAGAACAAGAAAGACGUAAAUGGCGUAACACAAGUUGGAAUACAAAAACAAUGAUAAGUUGUAUUGGUGGCAUAAAUAUUGUUCUCUUUGGAGACAUCAUGCAACUGCCCCCUGUAAAAGGACAUUGGUGCUUUGUCCAGCCACCUUGGAAUGCUGCAGAAGUUAAUUUAUGGCACGCAUUUUCAUUCUUCGAAUUAACGAUCAAUAUGAGACAACGAAAUGAUAUAGAGUUUGUUGACCUGUUAAACAAUUUACGCGUAGGCGAAUUGACAACAAGUCAACUGGAUUUGCUCUGUCAGAGGCGAAUAGUGGAUUUAGAUGAAGAGUUUAAGGAUGGUGUUGUGUUUCGAAUAUUCCCGACUGUCAACCAAGUUCACGAAUACAAUAAUGAGAUGACAGCUAUAAAUGCAAAACAAAAUCGCGUCUAUACAAUCCGUUCCAUAGAUCAGUCUCGUGAAGUUGCUACCUAUGGAAAGAAACCUCCAGAUAAUGUUGUUCCAAAAGAUGUGAAUAAUUGUGGUGGACUUUUAUCUGAGGUAAAAUUAGCUGUCGAAUCUCGUGUGAUGUUGAGACGUAACAUAUCAGUACCCGACGGGCUCGUCAAUGGUGCUAUGGGUAUUGUAAAAAUAAUAAAAUGGCCAUUACUACGCAGGGAUAUUAGUACAAUUUGA
This is a messenger RNA of Parnassius mnemosyne (clouded apollo), 3144 nucleotides long. The record is from the annotation of a GenBank genome assembly. NCBI's taxonomy places the organism in Eukaryota, Metazoa, Arthropoda, Insecta, Lepidoptera, Papilionidae.